CCACCGUUCACCGUUUACAGCGCCAGAACCCUGCACGCGCGCCCCGACAGUCGACUUCUCGGUCUUCGCGACAGAACGUCCUCAUACCGCAACCCUAUCUUCCCCUUAUACGGCCUAUACAGCACGGGAGACGGAGAAACUCGUCAGGUCCCAUUCCCACAAAAGCUCUCAGCCCGCAUCAGCACGAAAGCCACAAGAAAUUACAAGCCACUGGAAUUGUAUCCAUAUCAUUGGCGUGUCUUUCAGCCUUAUCAGCCAUACACAAUUUCCCAGGUCUCAGGACAACCGGUAAUCAGGUACCAUUCAGUAGCUUGGCUCAAACCAUCCCGUGCCCCUCUCUUAUCUUGUCUCAAAGGACGAGGGGAGGUCGAAGGUUCCAUAUCAAUACUCUCUGUCUCGGAAUCCUGGACGAUAGAAGUCGUCGAUAUUGAGGUGCGCAAUCCUUUCUGGCUUCUCGGAGUAGAAAUAUUUUUAUUGACGGAGCUGUCUACAUAUAUUCUGUCCGCUCCUUCAAUCACACCUCCUCUUCUACUCUCUUAGCCCACAGCCCCACUACCAUCUCAGCAUCUACGUGUCGACUGGCAACUACCGGAUCAGAUCACGUUCAAUCUGAACUUUCAGCGCCGCAUCUCCUUCGCGACCGUUCUUUGAACACCUCAGAAACCGUAGCCGGUUUACGGAUAUUCAUCUCUAUUCACGGCACAAGCAAUUCACUUGCAGGACAAUGCCUCUCAAGAACAGGAGGCCGGACUUUCCUGUGCUCAUCUUACCGUCGGAAGUAUUUGACGAAAACGACGAUAGUAUGAGAAGCGUCCGUACUCCAGCGCCAUUUACCCCCAUCGCGUUUGAAGAGGGUGGCCUCCCAAUGACUCCCGAUGAAGGCGUGUACGAUUUACCAACAGGCAACACCACCGGUGAUAAUGAGAGAACAUCUGAAGGGAUUUUUGAGAUGGGAAAGGAAUGGACAGAGGAUGAGGAUGGGAUCUUGCAAGGAUAUCUGGCCCAUCCCCCUCAACCUCUCGGCUUGAAAUACCCUCCUACAGUACUUCUACCUUCGGCUGCACUUGACGUGAUAACCUCUCAGAUAGUCGCCACCCAUUCCCGAAUCGACUCCUCGCCUUGGAAGCAUUCUUGGAAUGCCACUCGCCAGCGGCUGUUUGCGAUUGCGAGGAGAGAGAGUUUACAGGCAGUCGGUGGCCACCGGCGGCUGAAAUCAGAUUCAAUCAUACCCCAAUUACGAGGAGUGAACGAUGGGAUCACCUCGUGGGGAUCAUUGGAAAUGAACAGACGCCAAAACCACAGUAUGGACAGUCUCUUGGGAGACGAUGCUCCGAGGGAAAUAUCGGAGGCUCUGAGGUUGUCCGAUCGUUUGCAGACGACUGCCACGACGGGCGGAGAUACAACGAUGCUAACAUCGGACGGAGCACUGUCGUCUCCCAUCAUAGGUGUCUGCCCCCCCCUACUUGGUGCAAAGCCGUCUUCGUUAUCGAGCAAUGACGCCUCCGGGUUAUUGAAGCGCCCAACGUCGCUUCUUCAACGCGGGCGUUCUUUUACUCUUGCCGACGUCGCUCGCGAACAGGCUAUGGCUUCCAUCGACUUUGAUGAUGAUGCCACAUCGACGUCUUCACGGGUAUCCUCUCGUCCAGACCUGCAUCGGUCUGUGACUAGUCCAGCUUCAGUUCCUUACUCUUCGCCGCCGUCAUCCGUGUCGAGCAAAUCUGACUGCGACGUCCCAUGGGUAUAUCUUCCGCCGGCCAAGGCCGAGUCGCCUCUAGGGUCGGAAUGUAAUACGCCAACACAAUCCAUUAGUGUACCCGUACGCGAAGCGUCUUCGUUUACCUCUCCCACGCGCGAGUUUGCCUGCCUGUCGCUCUUCCCCACGGACUCUGUUCCCAUUUCAGCAAACAUGGAAGCUUCUUCGUCUUCCCCUUCCCUGAAGCGCGCUUUCCGGGUUCGCCCUCCCCCUCUUCAGCGAUCAUACUCCGAUGGCAAGGUUUCUUCAGAAAUGACCGGAUUCGCCUCGCUUUCUUCUCCUCGGGAGAACAAGCGAAUGAGAGCGGAUCUUCCAAGUACGACGGCGGCGAGUGUGGCGAACGGCGGGUUCGAGGCGAAGACGGUCGGAGCCGGUCCGCGGGAACGGACAGGGCUGGGAGGGACUUUGAGCCUUGGUUUGGCCCAAGACAAAGUCGGUCUGGGAGCGCCUUUGCGAGGGCUGGAACCGCCAUUGUUCUCGGCAGGUCGCGAGAAAUAGCACAAGAAGCAUCAUUUCCGGGAAUUCGAGUAGACAUGUCCUCAGCAUAUAAUCAUACAGCAUCAUUAGAAAAGGGUCAGUGAUGUUCACCGUGUUGCUCAAUACGCAGUACGAGCAUUGUAACUUUUAAUAUAAUACAUCACAAUCACAUCAUUGUUCAGUGUCAGCAUGCAUCUGGCUUCGACUUCUCGA
This is a messenger RNA of Cryptococcus amylolentus CBS 6039, 2443 nucleotides long. RefSeq lists its product as hypothetical. NCBI's taxonomy places the organism in Eukaryota, Fungi, Basidiomycota, Tremellomycetes, Tremellales, Cryptococcaceae. Bases 725 to 2251 code for a protein of 508 amino acids. The transcript is spliced from 5 exons. The record is from RefSeq and is a predicted model, not a curated record.